AUGUCGGAUCUCACACAUUUCGACCUCCUUCCCCUCCAGAUGGACCCUCAGUCCAAGGCCAUCAGCUCUCAAAGACCUUCGCGCUCACUGAACGCCGAACUCGAAGCCCUCAAUACCCUCCACCGCUCUCUCCUCAACGUCGAAUCCCCCACAGGCGCACCUCCUCCUCCCGUCCCCGUCAACCCUAAGCGCACCGCCAAUGUGACCAAGCUGCGCGACUCUGGCAACAACGAGUACCGCAAGGGCAAGUUCCCCGAGGCCAUCAAGUUCUACACCCUCGGCGUGCAGAUGGCCAUGCAGCGACCCAUGUGGGAGCCUGCUGCGCUGGUGCGAGAGGAAAUCAGCGGAUUGCUUGCGAACAGGGCGCAGGCGCACAUGGCGAUGCAGAACUGGGCUGAGGGUGCCGUGGAUGCUCAUGCAAGUGUGGAGGCGCGAUGGGUGGGAAAUGCGAAGGCUUGGUGGAGGAGAGGAAGGUGUUUGGCAGAGAUGGGAAGACUGGAGGAGUCCAGGGAUUGGGUUAGAAGAGGAUUGGAGGUCGAGGGCGAAGAGGGAGAGUUGGUACAGCUUCUCAGGGAUGUUGAGGAAAGGAUUGAGAAGCAGGAGGAGGCAUGA
Fusarium sp. VM40 is the source of this 612-nucleotide messenger RNA. The record is from the annotation of a GenBank genome assembly. NCBI's taxonomy places the organism in Eukaryota, Fungi, Ascomycota, Sordariomycetes, Hypocreales, Nectriaceae.